AUGUCUUUCACUCGCGUCUUGACUCCCGCCCGCUCACGGCUCGCUGGCGCUGCCGUGACGGCUCCCCGGGUCAUCUCUACCUCGGGCCGCCUCUUCUCGACCACCAAGGCCGCAUUCAACCCGCAAGAUAUCCCCAAUGUCCACACCCCCGACUCCAUCCAGAACAAGCUGUCCCGAAAGGAAGUGCGCAGUACCAGCCGCGUCCGCGAUUUUGACAUGGAGGGCCGCGUGUUUGCCAUCACGGGUGGCGGCCGUGGUCUGGGACUGUCGAUGGCCGAAGCGCUGAUCGAGUCUGGUGCCUCGGUGUACUGUCUCGACCGCCUCGAGUCGCCGCCGCUGGACUUCGUCGCGGCCCGGGAGAAGGCGAUGAAUGAGUACGGUGGCUUGCUGGAGUACGUGCGCAUUGACGUGCGCAACAGCACCGAAGUGAACAACACGUUCGCCGCGAUCGCCGGCAAGCACGAGCGCCUGGACGGGCUGGUCGCCGCGGCCGGCAUCAACCACCUGCAGAGCGCACUGGAGCACUCGCAGCAGGCGCUGGACGACGUGAUGACCAUCAACUACAACGGCGUGUUCAACUCGGCCACCGCCGCCGCCCGCCAAAUGUUCAACUACCAGAACAAGGGCUCGAUCCUGCUCGUCGCCAGCAUGAGCGGCCUCAUCGCCAACAAGGGCAUGACCUCGCCCGUCUACAACUCGUCCAAGGCUGCCGUCAUCCAGCUGGCUCGCUCGCUCGCUAUGGAGUGGGGCCGCCACGGCAUCCGUGUCAACUCCCUCUGCCCCGGCCACAUCAUCACCCCCAUGGUCGAUGGCGUCUUCCAGCAGAACCCCGCUGCCCGCGCUACCUGGGAGGCCGAGAACAUGCUCGGCCGUCUGGCUAUGCCUGAGGAGUUCCGUGGUACUGCCCUCUUCACCCUCUCCGAUGCUUCCAGCUUCAUGACUGGUAGCACCCUGCUUGUCGACGGUGGCCACACUGCCUGGUAA
Penicillium alfredii is the source of this 984-nucleotide messenger RNA. RefSeq names its product putative short chain dehydrogenase/oxidoreductase. The transcript has 2 exons. Gene Ontology annotation, cellular component: intracellular anatomical structure. The coding region runs from base 1 to 984 and encodes 327 amino acids. The record is from RefSeq and is a predicted model, not a curated record. Gene Ontology annotation, molecular function: oxidoreductase activity, acting on NAD(P)H, oxygen as acceptor. Lineage: Eukaryota; Fungi; Ascomycota; Eurotiomycetes; Eurotiales; Aspergillaceae.